GUACCUGAAAGCAACGCGGCAGCGGAUGUAGCGGCAGCAGUCCACAGUACAUCGGCAACCAUGUAGCGCUGAGAGCAAAAAUAUCUUCCCCCGACUAGCUAAAGUAUAACGACCUCACGUUUAUUCAUGUUGCCAUAAAGUAGCCGUGCAUCAGAAUGUGUUUCUGAGGAGAACUGGACGUCCACACGGAAAUUACAAGGCGAGGGAGUCGAGUGUGAAACCGAAGCCUGUAACGCAGAGGCACUAUCUGCCCUCGCCUGGACGUUUGGUAGGGACGUUGGGCUGCUCUUCUGAUUUAAGAGCCCACUUCGGCGUUUUAGCAGCUGUUUAAAUGACUGCACUUGUGCGGAUACGCAGAUUUUAGACUCGAGGGAAGGGCGUGUAACGCUAACGGAUACCGGGCGUUUGUAGUUUGUUGGCACCAGGUCUGACUAUCCGCGUUACCGCCCCGUUUUUUCUCUCCUGUAGUAACGCUAACAGCACGGCCGGGAGAAGGAGGCUGAAGAAGGUACCGUGUUGGGUUUGGACUAUAACCAAAGCCUGCGUUCACCAUGGGGAACACAACCUCCUGCUGCGUGUCCUCCAGCCCCAAACACCGGAGGAACAACCACUCCAGGCUCGAACCCUACCGACCCGAGCCGGAGCUGAGCCGGGAGGACACGGGCUGCAACCUCCAGCACAUCAGCGACAGGGAGAAUUUAGACGAUCUGCCCAUGGAGUACAAUCCCUCAGAUCAUCCCCGGGCCAGCACCAUCUUCCUCAGCAAGUCACAGACUGACGUUGCUGUGCCCAACAAGAGAGUUCGAGAAAAACGGAAGAGCCUUUACAUCAACCAUCAUCAUCCAGGCCCAGUGAGACGGAAGUACAGCUCAUGUUCCACCAUAUUUCUUGAUGACAGCACUGUCAGUCAGCCCAACCUCAAAUACACCAUCAAAUGCGUAUCCCUCGCAAUAUUCUACCACAUAAAGAACAGAGACGUCGACGGAAGAAUGUUGUUAGAUAUUUUUGAUGAGAAGCUGCAUCCGCUCUCGAAGUUGGAGAUUCCUCCUGAUUACGAUAAACACGACCCAGAGCAGAAACAGAUCUACCGCUUUGUCAGGACGCUGUUCAGCGCCGCACAGCUCACCGCUGAGUGUGCCAUAGUCACAUUGGUGUAUUUGGAGAGGCUCCUAACCUACGCUGAGAUCAACAUUUGCCCUGCCAACUGGAAGCGCAUUGUGUUAGGAGCCAUCCUCCUAGCAUCUAAGGUCUGGGACGACCAGGCGGUCUGGAACGUCGACUACUGCCAAAUUCUCAAGGAUAUCACUGUGGAGGACAUGAAUCGCUGGCAGCGUCAGUUUCUGGAGCUGCUGCAGUUCAACAUGCAACGGCCCGGUCCAGUGUCUACUUACUUUGACCUGCGCUCAAUGGCUGAGGCCAACAACCUCAGCUUUCCCCUGGAACCCCUCAGCAGGGACAAGGCCCAGAAACUAGAGGCCAUCUCGCGGUUGUGUGAUGACAAAUACAAGGACUUGAGGAAACAAGCCAAGAAGCGGUCGGUAAGCGCAGACAACCUGGCGGUGGUGCGGUGGUGUCCGGCCAUCAUUUCCUAACACUGGCCGCCUGGAGCACUGGGAUAGACCUGUCAGACAUACUGUACUGUAUUUCUGCCUGGUAAGCAGGCAGACCAGGUGGGCAGCAGUCCUGUGGAUCAGUGGGUCUGUCUGGAAUACACACACGAUACACACACACACACACAAUCUGUACAAGUGAUUGCACCCUCUCUGGUCAUUGUACAUAAAAGAAGUCCCACUGGCUGCCUGAACUGAACCAAACAGAGCUGAGCUGAACCAAACGAAAGUGUGUGAGUGAAAGUUGUUGGAAUGACGAGCUCGACUGCAGAAGAAAGAAGAGGCCGCACAGAAAUACAGCCGGCAAUAUGAGAGACUGUGUGAAGUUGGAAAAAGAAGAUAUUAAUGCGGAAUAUAACAGAUUGGCAACAACGUUCCAUAAUUCCCUCUUAGGCUCGACUGGCUUGUACGAUUGAUUGAGGGAGGCCGUGUACAUUCCUUUAAUUUGAAUCUCCUGCUUCAGUUUCUUAGCUGAAGCAUGAGAUUUUUUUUGGACAGCUUACAGGCACAUUUUAAAAUGCUCAAUUCCUCAAUUUGUGUCAAUGUUUUGUUGGUGUUUAUCUGUUAUGUUGCAUUCCCAUCCAGCAGAACCCUCUGCUAGUGAAUCCAAGCAUACACAAAGGAAAGACAUGUACAUUCCACCGUUCACUUAAAUGUACAGGUAAUCGAUUUGACUGGACUACAUAUCAUAACCCUCUGCAAAAUAUUCCACAAGGUAUUCAUUUACAUUGUAGCCAUUUAACUUUUUAAUUCAGAGAGCUAACGCUGAAAAAGCAAGUCAGUGUUUAGCUCAAGGACGCUUCGACAGGACCUGGGAAUUCAACGUGUACUGUUCUAGAUACAGAACAGCUUCUCUCGCAGCAAGGCCAUCCAGCCACCAUUCAAAUACAGCUAUUCACUUAAAGCAAUAUUCAUGCAUUGCUUUGUUGUUGUGAUCAAAUACGAUGAAGCGUGCAUACUCGGGAGAAUACUGACUGAAAGACACUUCACUACUCUCAGUCACAUUUGAGACAUACUGUAGAGCUUAUGUUGUACUUAACUCACUGCCAUUGUCCUGACCUGUGGUGCCUGUAAUAAGCUAGUUUAACACUUCUCCCCUCUCUACUGGAGGAACAGAACAAAUAACUGAAGUAUUUUUUUUCCUUAACAUUUUGUAUGGUUCUUCCAGCUUAUAAAGAAACAGCACAAUGGAAUAUUUACAUUUAGGGGCCACUAAAAGCAUGAUUCUUCAGGGGUUUUUUUUGUUCUGGAGAGGACCGAAAUGUAUGAAAAAGCAUUAAGCGACAAUUCAAACUCUGCUUUCAAAAAGAUAGAUUGUAUACAUUUUGCUAAAUUGUCUCUGUACAGUGUAAAUACAGCGCCAGUGUGCAAAACCUGUAGACUGAGGUCGUACUGUAAUAAAACAGAAUGAUGUUAGAAUAUUUAUAUUGGAUCAGUUUUUACUGGACAGGAGGCUGGCAGUAAAUAUGUUUGAUUCCUUGUACCUAUGACAAAUCAAGUAAAGACAAAGGUGGAGUAUUAGGAUUUAAAUGGGAGACACCACUUAAGAUUUUUUGUCUGUUUUCUUGUUAGGAUGUUUUUCACUCUGCAGAAAAUGCCAAGUUUUUAUGUGUUACAUACUGUAUAUGGUAUAUAGAUAAUACAAGACAAUUCAGGCUUAUUAUAUGGUUUGUCAUUUUUGAAGAUUUUUUUAACCCCACUCUGUGGAAGCGUUGCCAGAUACUUAUCAGUUGAUAAAGUAAAAACAACUUUAUUUUGCUCCUCUUUAUCUUUCAGUUGCUCAUUUUAUUAUAUUUGAGCUCAUUCAUUUCCCUAUUGUUUUGGUCUUGGCACACAAUAAAUAAUUUAUCUGCCCACUAUUUUAGUAAAGCUAACUUUGUUAGCGUUAGGUUGAUGGCUAAAAUGCUGUUACAAGAGUUUAUACAGAGAUUCUACAGCAGUAAUGUUUAUGGAUGAUUAAUAUGUGCACUGGCUGGUCCUAGUUUUAGAAAGAGAUUUAGCUUCAGCUGCGUAGCUAGCUGAAAAGACUAGUGCUCACUGCAUGGAUGUAUUGAAGGACCUAGAUACUCAAAGAUGCCACCCACUCACUUCAGUGAAAAUUGCCCACCUGGCACAUGAGCCUAAAUAGUUUUUCAUCUUCAGGGUUUGCUUGCGUAUGGUGCGACCCACUGCACGUGCACAUCAGUGUGUCAUUAUCAUUAGUGUUUCUGCCACUGGCCUCGUGUUCUUGCUCACAAAUAUGAAACAUCCAUAAAUUAAACAUUCAUGAUACAAAGAGUAAUAACCAAUCUCUUAAUACAGCCGUGAUUCUGGCACUAGUGUUUCUCUGUUCUAAAUAGCUCCACUGAUGUUACACACAUACAUUCUUAGUGAACAAAUAAAUGAUUAAAUAUAUGCCAAGGCCAAAAAUACAGGAAAAUUAAAGAGCUGAGAUAAAUAGACGGGUAAAAUAAAUUAAAUUGAUUUACUUUAUGAACAGAUUGGCAGUAAAGGAUCAUGUGUUCAGUACUAUCUUUACAUUUUCUGAAACCUUUUAUAACCUAUUGGCAGUUUUGGUCCGCAGUUUCAUGCAUUUACAGGGAAUAAAUGAAACUGUCGAACAGGUUUUUCAUGAAAAAACUUAAAUCAGAAACAUACUGGGAUGUAGUCGCGGGUAAGCCUAUGAAAUCACUGAGUUAUAUUGGGUUACUUCAUUCUAGUUUUCACACUUGAAUGGGUUGAUAAAAGUGUGAAGUAAUACUUCUAUUAUAAAAAACGUUGUAAUAGUGGUUGUUUGCCUUAUGAUCAACUGGACUUACAUUUUCCUCAAUUACAUGACUGAAUACACAGUAAACAGUAUGUAUCAAAAUAUUGUGACAUAACCUGGAAGUGUCUAAAAAAAGACAUUUUUUUAGAUGCAUUUUUCUUCAUCACAAAUGUGACAAUAGCGUACCCUCCUUCAAUGCUAUAGGUUAUUUUGUACAUUUCAUUAGCAACGUCCACGUCUGGGAUUUGGUUCUGUUGUUGGUCAAGCUACUAGAGAAUCAGGUCGGUCAGGUCAGUGAGACCCUGAGCAGCAGGUGUGAGGAGGGACAGAACCGUACCAAAGGAGAAGUGAAGGCCGAUGCUGUUGCUCCACCCCGGCCCUCUUGCACAUGAAGUAUAUGAAAAGGGUGUUGGGACUUGGGAAGAGAACAGUUGUUUUGCAUGGUGCUUUGAAUGAGUGAAAAAUAAAGUGCAAAAAUGUGUCCUUAGGAAAGUAAUGUUACUGGAGUUGCUGUUGUGAGUUCAAACUGUUAGAGGUGUUCAAAGAUUGUAUAUCCUAUUUAUUGUAUGUGUGUGCAUACAGCCCAGUCUGGUGUUUUCUUAGACCCAGAAGUAAGCGUUGAUAGCGUUGAUGCCGUGAGGUCAAACUAUGGUGAGUCCUGAGGUGGGAAAUUGACUCCGACAGUGAAGACCUUGGGUCUGUGGCGUCCUGUCGGCUGGUUAACUAGGUGUGUGUCAUAGCCUUGUGCACUGAACUCUACCUCUGCAUAGAGUUUUACUUUUCUCUUGAUUUUUUUUCUUCCUCUCUUUGACAACAAUUUUUGAAUUUCACAAAUUCAGCUUUGAUCAUGACGAUUUCCCGUGCUAACAUCAGUCAACUGCUGUAGCUGUGACCUAUUUUUUUUUUUUUCAUUGAUUGAUAUUUUCAACAAGUUGUACUGUAUUCUGUUGUGUUGUUAUUGUCAGUGUAUUAUUUUCCUUUCAGUAAGUCAGUCAUUCUGUUCCCGUUCUCAGUUUGCCAAACUCAGAUCUCUCUAUCUCGGUUCUCUUUUCCUCUGUACUUUUUCAACUAUGAUUUAUAGAACUUCUCCCAAUCUUCUCUCUGAAGCAAUGUUUAGAAAACCCUGUGCAAGAAUUAAACUUAAAA
Messenger RNA from Morone saxatilis (striped sea-bass), 5502 nucleotides. RefSeq names its product cyclin-Y-like. The coding region runs from base 552 to 1592 and encodes 346 amino acids. Gene Ontology annotation, biological process: regulation of cyclin-dependent protein serine/threonine kinase activity; regulation of canonical Wnt signaling pathway. Gene Ontology annotation, molecular function: cyclin-dependent protein serine/threonine kinase activator activity; protein kinase binding. Gene Ontology annotation, cellular component: cytoplasmic cyclin-dependent protein kinase holoenzyme complex; plasma membrane. Lineage: Eukaryota; Metazoa; Chordata; Actinopteri; Moronidae. The record is from RefSeq and is a predicted model, not a curated record. The transcript has 12 exons.